AUCUUACAUCUCCUCCAAGUGUUCAUCGGAAGCGCAAGAUUGCUCUGGGACUUGAAUACCACCGAUGCUUUCCUUCCGGACUUUGGCACACCGGGACACAUUGGAGCCGGUCUCGCCAACUACCCGACCGACGCAACGCGAAAUGUGCAGCCCAUUCCGUGCCAUUCGCACAACGACUACUGGCGACGAGUCCCCCUCUUUGAAGCCAUUCACUACGGCUGCACGAGCGUCGAAGCCGACGUCUGGAAGUUCGACGAAGAGCUCUUUGUCGGGCAUGACACGGCCUCUUUGACCCGUAAUCGGACCUUACAAUCCCUCUACGUCAACCCCCUAGUCGAUCUCCUCGACCGAAUGAACGACCCGACCACCCUCCUCCCCUCCAUACGCACCACGCCACGCGGCAUCUUCGACGAAGCUCCGGAGCAAAGUCUCGUCCUCCUCAUCGACUUCAAAACCAACGGCGCGGAAACAUUCCCCCUCGUCCUCCAACACCUCGAACCCCUUCGCGCAAAAGACUACCUAACCUACCACGACGGCACAAUCCUGCACUCCCGCCCCAUCACAAUCGUAGUCACAGGAAACGCUCCCUUCGACCUCAUCCUCAAUAUGACCACCCACCGGGACGUAUUCUUCGACGCCCCUCUUUCCGCCAUGUUCGAACCACCCUCUCCUUUAUUCGCGGCACCCAUCCCCACCAACGAACAAAAAUACAACACCACCAAUUCCCUCUACGCCUCCGUAUCCUUCACCCACGCCAUCGGUUUCCCCUGGCGUGGUCGCCUCUCCUCUUCGCAGCUCCACCUCUUGAGAGGACAGAUUCGCGGCGCGCAUAGGAGGGGACUGAAAGUGAGGUAUUGGGAUACGCCGGGUUGGCCGGUGAAUUUGAGGGAUGCGAUUUGGGGCGUGUUGAUGGAGGAAGGUGUGGAUGUGUUGAAUGUGGAUGAUUUGAGGGGUGCGGCGGUGGGGGAUUGG
Messenger RNA from Zymoseptoria tritici IPO323, 972 nucleotides. RefSeq lists its product as uncharacterized. Gene Ontology annotation, biological process: lipid metabolic process. The record is from RefSeq and is a predicted model, not a curated record. NCBI's taxonomy places the organism in Eukaryota, Fungi, Ascomycota, Dothideomycetes, Mycosphaerellales, Mycosphaerellaceae. Gene Ontology annotation, molecular function: phosphoric diester hydrolase activity. The annotation marks the transcript as partial. The transcript has a single exon.